Echinostoma caproni is the source of this 669-nucleotide messenger RNA. The record is from the annotation of a GenBank genome assembly. NCBI's taxonomy places the organism in Eukaryota, Metazoa, Platyhelminthes, Trematoda, Plagiorchiida, Echinostomatidae.
AUGUCGCAUAGUAUCGUUCCUACAGAACAGCUGGAUGAUUAUCUGGAGGCCCUGAUUCAUUCACCUCUGCCGGUGGUCAACUUACAAAGUCUUCAGUCGCAAGGUACUGCACUUAAUCCCGAGGAUUCUGUAGCCUUUGCCACCAGUGUCGAAUGGGAAGUGAAGCAAGUCGCAUUGCCUCAAAUCUCGGUCGAUGAGUCGAGCGAGGAUCGUGCAUCCCGAGUGAGCUCAUCCUGUCAGCCGACUUCACCACACUUGGUUCGUGUGGAAACAAGUGACACAAAUCAUGAGUCAGAGAAUUCAGCCAAGUCGGAGAAUGUUGUACCAUCCAAAGUAACGCGACUAUCGGCCACCAGCUUCCCGGAUCAACUGCCAGCCCAUCCCGCUGGUUCCGGAGUGAGUCGUCCGUUUUCGCCACUUCUCGCGGACGAGGAUGAGUCACAAAGUGGAAACGGAGACGAACCAGGCCCGGACGGUUCACGUGAAACCUGCGAAGUUGAAACAUUGCGGGUCACAUUGCACCGACCGAAAGACGGUGGCUUGGGCUUGACCAUUGUGGGUUACGUGUACCAGUUGCCUGGUCAUGGGUUUUUGACUAAUUCCACCCAUCGGGUUGUUGCCCCGAAUAUUGCCUUUUCGUCCCCUCACAUUGGUAGCAAGACACCUUAG